Molecule: messenger RNA, 503 nt
Organism: Stomoxys calcitrans (stable fly)
Lineage: Eukaryota; Metazoa; Arthropoda; Insecta; Diptera; Muscidae
Exons: 1
Coding region: 16-393 (125 amino acids)
Biological process (GO): dUTP catabolic process; dUMP biosynthetic process
Molecular function (GO): magnesium ion binding; dUTP diphosphatase activity
Source: RefSeq, a predicted model, not a curated record
UAAGUAAAGGUGGGAAUGGAAAUGGAAAACGGCGGACUAAUUCUGCGUUGGAGUAAGCUAACCGAUCAUGCCUUGGAACCAGUUCGUGCCAGGGAGAAUGCGGCCGGAUAUGACUUAAGUAGUGCCUAUGAUUUGAUGGUUCCAGCUCGUGGCUCUGCUAUGAUGAGGACCGAUCUGCAAGUUCAAAUGCCUAGAGGUUUUUGUGGACAUAUUUUUUCACGGUUUUCUGCUCUUAAUAAUGGCAUUACUGUUGGUCAGGAUGUCGUCGUAAAUGCUGAUUUCCGUGAUAAUCUUGAAGUUAUGCUCUUCAAUCACUCUGAGCAAGACUUCGAAGUGAAACGUGGUGAUUGCAUCGUUCAGUUAGUGAUUGGUGCUGCUGAUGCCCAAAUAUAAACCCAAUUUCUUCUUAAUACGGUGUAUCUUGUGUUCAGUUGUGUGUUUUAUGAUUUUUACCAUGCGUUAAUCUGAAUUUGUUUUUAAAUAAAAACUUUAUGUCACCCGUU